This is a messenger RNA of Haliotis rufescens (red abalone), 2995 nucleotides long. Its product is annotated as phosphatidylinositol polyphosphate 5-phosphatase type IV-like. Lineage: Eukaryota; Metazoa; Mollusca; Gastropoda; Lepetellida; Haliotidae. Gene Ontology annotation, molecular function: phosphatase activity. Bases 154 to 2418 code for a protein of 754 amino acids. The record is from RefSeq and is a predicted model, not a curated record. Gene Ontology annotation, biological process: phosphatidylinositol dephosphorylation. The transcript has 13 exons.
CGCAUUCCAUUAUGGCGGACAAAGCGACGUACUCUAGCAGACUACUUCUGUCACUGAUCGGUCACAAAUACUCACAACAAGUUAGUUUAUCAACACAGAUGACAACAAUAACAACCACAAAAUCUUCAGUCAAGUCAGAAUGAAAUAAGCACCAUGACUGACAACAAGAUGACAGCUGAAGUUACUUCAACAUUGCCUGGUGGCAGACCACCGGGAACUCCCAAAAGAAAGAAAAAGGGUGCACUUGCAAAACUUGCCGAGAGAAAACGACGUGCAUCGCUAGUUUCAGAAGCAGAAAGCAACUUAGGGUCAGUUCUGUCAGUGAAGGAGAAAGCUGUCAGUACAGAUGAAAAAGGUCACUCAAAGAGUUCUAGUGCAAGGAAUGAAGUGUUCACUUCUAAUGAAUCCAGAGAUGUUUAUAUAGAACCAGUAGUUGUUGUAAAACCCAACCUACCUGUUGGUGAUGAUGCUGCAAAACCCAAGCCUAAGCCAAGGAAAAUGCCUAAAAACAGUGAAGGUCGUGUGUCCCCAGUCGGAAUGGAGAUAGGUGAAAUGGCUUUGUCAGAUGAUGAUAAAGAUUGUUUGCAAGGAUCUCAAACUGAUGCAACUUUACACAGAUUCAGAAAUCUUAGAAUGGCUACUGAGAGAUCUGGGUCGGUUGAAUCUCUGAAAAGUAGCCCUUUUAUGCCCAAACCUCCUUCUACCCCUAAAAAGUCGGCCAGGGGAUCAUCAAAAGGAGAGAAACGGACCAGGGAUCCGAACUCCUCCGGGGAUGAACCAGAUCAAGGACAUAAGAGACUUGUUUACCAGGGUCUUGAAGAUUUAAAUGUGAAUGCAAAUGAUUCCAAUGGUGCUAAUAAUAUUGUUCAAGGUAGUUCUACAGACCAUUCACAAUUCCUAGACUCAGCUGUGCCAAAGUCAAGAAGAAAAAUAAGGGAACAUUUGAAUAAAGAAUUCGACAAUGCGGACUCUGCUUUUGGUGAUUCAGUAAGUGAACCAAAGGCAGAGGUGAUAAUGGGAUCUGUUUCUGAUCUGAAGGCUGUUUCUGAGAGUAUUGUCUCAAUGGAUGCCAAGGAAAAGUCCCUGACCCCUCGCUCAGCAAGACUGCCACCUUUGUCUCCAAAAACACGCCCCCCACCUCUGGGACAGAAUAUAUCCUCGAAAUCCUUAAGGACAACAUAUAAAUCUGAUCUGUAUCCAGAAAAGUUUAUGUCAUCUCAACAGAGCAACCUGGACUGUUUAUCCGAGAGAUCAUUUGCUUCUUCCAGUGUUAUGACAUCUAUUACCACACGACAAGCCAGGGAAAGGAACUUCCUGGUGGGCAACUCCAGCACCCACUCAUUGCUGGGCAGUGAGGAGCUAGAGCGGUACUUCCCCUCCAAGGAAGUCCAUGUCUGGGUCGGCACCUGGAACAUGAAUGAGAUCAAGACAGUUCCUGAUGACAUCAACGACUUCCUACUGCCGCAGACUUCCAUGUAUGUUCAGGACAUCUACUGUGUGUGUACCCAGGAGAAUGCCCUCAACAAGAGAGAGUGGGAGAUCAAGAUCCAGGAGACCCUGGGGCCAUCUCACGUCAUGUAUCACUCCGCAGCGCAUGGCGCACUCCACCUCGCAAUCUUCAUCCGCAGGGACCUCAUCUGGUUCUGUUCAGCUCCAGAGGAGGACUUUGUGACAACCCGUGCAAUGACGAUGGUGCGGACGAAGGGCAGCAUCGCUUGCUGCUUCUCUAUAUUUGGUUCCUCCUACCUCUUCCUCAACUGUCACUUUACAUCUGAUCUGAGCAAGAAGAAAGAGCGUCUGAAUGACUACAUGAAGAUAAUCCAAGGCAUUAAACUGCCCAAGUCUUCCUCUACGGGUACACCCAGAUCAGGGGAUGCUACAUCCAACUUCGACAGCGUCUUCUUCAGUGGCGACCUCAACUUCCGCAUCGAGAGGAAGAAGGCUGCAGUGGAGGGGAUGGUGGACCACAUCGAAGACCAGCAGUUUAAGAACUACGAGAACCUCCUGGGAGGAGACCAGCUGUCCAAGUUCAUGGUGGAAGGAAAAAUAUUUCAAGGUUUCCAAGAGGGAAGGAUAAAUUUUCAGCCGUCAUACAAGUUUGACAUCAAGACUGACCAGUAUGAUACAUCUAACAAAUCCAGGAUUCCCUCAUACACGGACCGUAUAUUGUUUCGGUGCAAGAAGAAGAACUGGGUCCAGUGUGUGCAGUAUGACUCUGUGAUGUCGGUCCGCCACUCCGACCACAAGCCAGUGUUUGGUGUCUACGAGACCUGCAUCAAGGCUGGGAAAGAAGGGGGUCACUUGUCAGGUGGACAGUUUGACAGAUCAGUGUACAUGGAGGGCAACAAGAAGCGAGCUAUGCACAUGGCCAAUGGAGAGAGGUCUCAGAAAGCCAGUUCAGUGUGCUCCAUACAGUGACAUGAAGAGACAGUGUCCUAGUUCUUGUACAACGAAGGUUCACACAUGUAGCUACACACAGACAGAACCGUUUUGGUACUUAAUACACAUGUAAAUCAGGAAGAAAUUAUCAUUAUCAUGGCAGAUUUCUUUUAUAAACUCAACAUGAUGUACAUGUUAUUUGUUGAAUCAGACUUGCCUCUUUCAGUUUUUGUUGCAUAAUAGUGCCUAUGUUAUACAGAUUGCAGGAGAUGUUUUUCUAAAAUGCCUCAGCACAAAGCGUCUGCAUCGUCUCAUUUACAUGCUGUCGUAUUGCAAAUAUGUGAACUAGGGCACUGUGUAUUUACCUGGGAAAUGGCUGUAAGAUUAGCUGUGAUAUUUUGUAGUAUAUUUUCAUAACUAUCCGUUUGUGAUCAGUAUGUUUGGCUAUGAUGACUGGUGAUGAAUUGUGCCAUGUGUAGGUAGUUGAAGGGGUGUUUGUUUGUUUGUUUGUUUGUUUGUUUGUUGUUUUACACCGCACUCAGCAAUAUUCCAGCUAUAUUACGGCGGUCUGUAAAUAAUCAAGUCUGGACCAGACAAUCCAGUGAUUGAUAUCAUG